Ictalurus punctatus (channel catfish) is the source of this 2378-nucleotide messenger RNA. It is a transcript of the gene fga, whose product is annotated as fibrinogen alpha chain. Gene Ontology annotation, molecular function: signaling receptor binding. Gene Ontology annotation, biological process: protein polymerization; platelet activation; blood coagulation. Bases 106 to 2232 code for a protein of 708 amino acids. Gene Ontology annotation, cellular component: fibrinogen complex. The record is from RefSeq and is a predicted model, not a curated record. The transcript has 6 exons. NCBI's taxonomy places the organism in Eukaryota, Metazoa, Chordata, Actinopteri, Siluriformes, Ictaluridae.
GAGACAUGAGGGUCAGCAGUGAGUCAGGAUGUCGGUCACUCACCAGUGUUCAUAUUGGACGUGUUCCGCGAGAGCAAGUCAGUCGUCUUCACAGAGAAGUAAAAGAUGAAGCUUCAGUACUCUCUCCUCUGCCUGUGUGCGCUCUUAAUUUCUGCCUCGUGUGCGGAAGAGCCUACAGUUCUGGGCCCUAGAGGCCCUCGUCCUAAUGAACCUGGCUUCAAGGCUGACAAAUGUGCCACAGAGAAAGAAUGGCCCGUCUGCUUAGAUGACGAAUGGGGUAGAAAAUGUCCAUCUGGCUGCCGAAUUCAAGGCCUUCUGGAUCAAACCGACCACGAGAUCCUCAACAAGAUUGAGAAGAUCCGCAAGCUUCUUGACGAGGGAAAGAAAUUGCAUCGAUCCACAGAUUUGGAGUCCAAAAAUACGUACAACUUUCUGAGAGAGAGGCUCGUCUCCAGCGCAGGUAAUGAUAACAGAUAUACCACUUUGGCUGAACAGCUGAGGCAGAGGAUUGUUGAGUUGAAGAUUAAAAUCGACCGUCAGCUGAGAGUGCUGGAGGCUUUAAAAGCUCAAAUUAAAACCCAGUUCAUCUCUGUACAGCGCCUGGAGGUUGACAUUGACAUCAAGCUGCGCAGCUGUAAAGGUUCCUGUGCCAGCUCUGUGAACUUCUCUGUGGACAAGGAGGGCUACGAAUCUCUGGAAAAGCAGCUGGACCGCCUUGACACCUUAAAGGUCCAGACUGUUGAAACUGUCAGUUCCUUAAAGGUACUGAAGAGCAGGCCACUGAAAGACGUAAACGUGCCGUCCAUCUACAAGUCUAUAACCUCUGACACGGAAAGAGCCGCGCAGAGGAAGACCUACUUCUCUGAUGUGGGCCAGCUUCAGCUCUCCCUGGAGGCUGAGGGAUCCACGGCAGAAACGGCCGCCACCGUCAGCAAAGUCAGCACAGGUACGGGCCAAUCUACACCCAUCUCUACCACACGAAUCACCAGCCAAUCACUCAGCUGCACCCAGACCGUCCGCAAGGUAACAACGGUCACAAAAGAUGGAGUUCAGGAAAAGUACGAAACGGUGAGAAGUGGGCCAGGGUGUGACACCAUUGGAAAACUUGGCCUUUCUGAGGCAGAACUCCUGAGCGCAGCUAAAGAUGGAAAAGAACUGACUGCUGAUGGCUUCACGGUCAAAGUAACUGGUGGAGAUUCAAAAUCCAUCACCACACUCAACCGUGGUGAUGGAGAACUCGGUGGGCUCGGUGGAGAUUUCUUUAAGGGUCUGGGUUCUAGCGGACAGGAUCGUAAGCUCUCCUCAUCCUUCACUUCUUCCUCAUCCUCUUCCUCCUCCUCCUCCAAAACCAUCAUUUCCGGCGGGAGCAAAGGUUUUCACUCAGACACUAAGAGCAUCACGUCAACUUCUUCACCUGAUUACGGUGAUGACCUCGGGGGAUUCUUACGCGGCGACAUAGAAGAUGAUCUUCCUGACCUACAUGCUCGUAGUUUGAAGUCACGUGACGAUCGCAAAGCUGAUUUUAUUGGCGGAGAUUGUGUUGAGAUCCAGCAGAAGCACACCGCGGGUGAUCAGAGCGGCCUGUUCAAAGUAAAGCCGGCCGGGUCGGAGGAGGUAGUGGAGCUUUACUGUGACCAGGCCACAGGUUUGGGGGGCUGGGUUCUGAUCCAGCAGAGGGAGGACGGCUCUGUUAACUUCAACCGCACUUGGGAUGAGUAUCGGGUUGGGUUUGGGAAGAUAGACAAGCAAGGAAGGGGUGAGAUUUGGAUUGGGAACCACAUAUUACAUCUCCUCACUCAGAAGGAAAGUGUUCUGAGAGUGGAGCUGUUAGACUGGGCAGGAAACGAGGCGUAUGCAGAAUAUAACGUCCAGGUGGGCUCAGAGACAGAGGGGUUCCAGCUAAAUGUAUCAUCUUACACAGGAGAUGCAGGAGAUGCUCUGGUGCAGGGGCUAGCUAACACGGGUUCCUUCCUUUCACACGCUGGGAUGAAGUUUAGCACGUUUGACAGGGACAAUGACAAGUGGGAGGAGAGCUGUGCUAAGAUCUAUGGAGGCGGAUGGUGGUACAAUAACUGCCAGUCUGCCAACCUCAAUGGGAUUUACUACAAGGGCGGGAAGUACGAUCGUGCUAGCAAAAUUCCCUAUGAGGUAGAGAAUGGAGUCGUGUGGCUGCCGUAUAAACCAGCAGAUUAUUCCCUUAAAGUGGUCAGAAUGAAGAUCAGGCCUCUCUGAACCCUCAAAUCAGUGAAGGAGAUCAGAAAGAUGUAAAUGAUGAAAAUAAGAUAGAUCGAUUCUGCUUGCUAUGAUCAGCACAUGCCACAAUGUGAAAUACUGCACAAGUUAAUGUCGUUUUCAAUAAAAAAAAUGUGUUCACUUCA